GGUCAUGUGGGUGACGUCUCCCAGUGGGCGCAGAGCGCGCAUUGGCGAACUGUGCCGUGAAUUUUUUCGUGAGUAGGCCUUCUUUCUUCUCCGGACCAUGGCCACCGAUUCGUGGGCCCUGGCAGUGGACGAGCAGGAAGCGGCUGUCAAGUCGAUGAAUAAUUUGCAAAUCAAGGAAGAGAAAGUCAAACCAGAUACCAAUGGUGUUGUCAAAACCAGUGCUACUGCAGAGAAAACAGAUGAAGAAGAGAAAGAGGACAGAGCUGCCCAGUCCUUACUCAACAAGCUGAUCAGAAGCAACCUUGUGGAUAACACAAACCAAGUGGAAGUCCUGCAGCGGGACCCAAACUCCCCGCUCUACUCAGUGAAGUCCUUUGAGGAGCUUCGGCUGAAACCGCAGCUUCUCCAGGGAGUCUAUGCCAUGGGUUUCAAUCGACCAUCCAAGAUACAAGAGAACGCGUUACCCAUGAUGCUCGCUGAGCCCCCACAGAACCUGAUUGCGCAGUCUCAGUCUGGUACAGGUAAAACAGCUGCUUUCGUCCUGGCCAUGCUCAGCCAAGUGGAACCAGCAGAGAAAUACCCCCAGUGUUUGUGCCUCUCCCCAACAUACGAGCUGGCGCUUCAGACGGGAAAAGUGAUUGAACAGAUGGGCAGAUUUCAUCCAGAACUAAAGCUUGCGUAUGCUAUUCGAGGCAAUAAAUUGGAAAGAGGCCAGAAGAUCAGUGAGCACAUUGUCAUUGGCACCCCUGGGACCGUCCUAGACUGGUGCGCCAAGCUCAAGUUCAUCGACCCCAAGAAGAUCAAGGUGUUCGUCCUGGAUGAGGCUGACGUGAUGAUAGCUACUCAGGGCCACCAGGAUCAGAGCAUCCGCAUCCAGAGGAUGCUGCCCAGGAACUGCCAGAUGCUACUUUUCUCCGCCACCUUUGAAGACUCGGUAUGGAAUUUUGCCCAGAAAGUGGUCCCAGACCCAAACAUCAUCAAACUGAAGCGCGAGGAGGAGACCUUGGACACCAUCAAGCAGUAUUACGUCCUGUGCAAUAACAGGGAUGAGAAGUUCCAGGCCUUGUGUAACCUGUACGGGGCCAUCACCAUUGCUCAAGCCAUGAUCUUCUGCCAUACCCGCAAAACAGCCAGUUGGCUGGCAGCAGAGCUCUCAAAAGAAGGCCACCAGGUGGCUCUGCUGAGCGGAGAAAUGAUGGUGGAGCAGAGGGCUGCAGUGAUUGAGCGCUUCCGCGAGGGCAAAGAGAAAGUUCUGGUGACCACCAACGUGUGCGCCCGCGGUAUCGAUGUUGAACAGGUGUCUGUCGUCAUCAACUUUGACCUUCCCGUGGACAAGGACGGGAACCCAGACAAUGAGACCUACCUGCACCGAAUUGGGCGCACGGGCCGCUUUGGCAAGAGGGGGCUGGCAGUGAACAUGGUGGACAGCAAGCACAGCAUGAACAUCCUGAACAGAAUCCAGGAGCAUUUCAAUAAGAAAAUAGAAAGAUUGGACACGGAUGACUUGGACGAGAUUGAGAAAAUCGCCAACUGAGCAGCUCCGCCAGUCUCUGGUGUCCCCGCGCCCCUGCUGCCCUGGAGCCUUGUGCUCUCGCGACACAGGCCUCAACGGUCCCCACGAGGGUGGAGGCCCGAGUAGAGAGGAACUACCUACCUCGUUCUAAAUUACGUUUGGACUUGACAAAAAUUUUGCAAAUGAUGGGGAAGGUAGAAGGAAAUUUUGCAUCUUAGAAAGUGUCCUUUUGCUUCCUUGUUUAAGCCACAUUUUCCCCCACUUUUCUAUUAAUCUGAUCGGUAUUGGUAAUCACUGUCCCCGGGAUCCCCUGGCUAGGAGUGUUGGGAUCACCUGCCAGCUCCACAAGAAGCGAUCAAGGUGGAAUGCAGGCAAGGCCUGGGCUGUAGGGGUGUGUGUCCCCACGGGUGGGUCGUGAGGAGCAGCAGUUUAGAGCCUGUGAGCUGCCCGCCAGUCCCUGACUGAGUCUCUCACAAAUGUCUCUUGCCUUUGGGCCUUCAGGGCCUCCCUUCCUUUUUCUAAAAUCCAGAGACUUCCUGCUAAUCUCACAUCUCUGUUCUCGGUACCAGAGGAUAUCCAUGCUUCUCCCUGGGUGAGCAUCUUGGCUGCUUUUGUGAAUCUUAGAUUUGGGGAGAAAUAUGGAAGUCAAUAACUCUUCAGAGGGGCUGGUCCAGCAAGGGUAGAGGAAUCCUUCAAGGAUCUGGGCCUCUGUUCCGCAGUUGCUCUGUCUGCUCAGGCACAUGGCAAUGUGACACACCUGCCCAAGUGUGCAGGUUCUAAUCCAUGGGGUGUCACACUGUGCCUGGAGGCGAGCAGCAUAGCUUGGCAAGGAAGCUAUGGCCAGUGAGAACUCUGACUUGCUGUUCAUCUGCUCUAAUGGAUCCAUUGGUUACUUUAGUUUGCACAUUGUCUGUAGAAUAAGGACCAAUGAAUUACCUGUGCUCAUUAUGGUAAGAAAUUUUGAAACAAUUAUGGAUUGCUGUACUAAUCAUGAUUUGUUUUUAUUUGUAUUUUUUUGCUUAUUAGACUAAUAUAUGCUCAUUUAAAAGUAUGUGAGUGUGUGUGUAUGUGUGUGUAUAAAGUGCAAGUGCUUUCUAUCCCUAUCUCUAAAAUCACAUUGCCAGCAGCUUGGUGAACAGUCGAUACAGUGCCUUCUGCUUGCACAUAUCAACUCAUUUUUCUUUUACAAAAAUAUGGACAUUCUAUUCACUCUCUUGUGCAACCUGCCUUCUCACUUAACACAGUGGCAUCCCUCUGGCAUGUAGCUGCCCCAGCAUUAAAUCAUGGCUCCUCUAGUGAUUGGCAUGUGGGAUGGUGAUGUUCACAGCACCACAGCGAAUACCACUCGCUCAUCUCCUGUGCUCUGAGGUGCUAGGAUUUUUUUCUAGGGGUAGAAUUGUUAGGUUGAAGAAAGGGGACAUUAAAAUUUUUAAUACACUGCCAAUUCAGCCUGCCAGAAAUUUUUUUACCAAUUUAUGCUGUUGUAGUUAGUGAUAAAAUAAAUAAAUCCUGUUUUCUAAUCUGUUUGCCAACCCUCUAUUACCAAUUUUUAAAAUUUAAAAUUUGUCAGUCUGAGUAGCAAAAGGAUCACAUCAUUGUUUUUGUUUAAUUUAAUAAGGCUUGGCAAAUUUUCAGUUAGUGGAUACUUUUCCUUGGGAUGCUGCCCAUUCUCGUCUCACCAUUUUAUUAUUGGAUUAUCAAUCCUUGAUGGUUUUUAGCUGCCUUUCUGUUUUAAGAACAUUAUACUUCGAGUUGUAGAUUUCUUUUCCUAGUUUGUCUUUACAAACUAAUUUUUUCUCAAUACUAUACAAAAGGUUAAUGUUACUCAAAUUUCCUUUUUUAAGAAAUGUGAACUUCAUGUCAUAGGUAGAAAAGCUUUUGUCAUCCCAAUAUUAUAAAGUAUUUAUUCAUGUUUCCUGUAGUGGCCAUUCCUGGGCAGUAAAUUCUCUUAAAUUCUGGGGAAUUGGAUAGCUCUUAAAAAUGUUUUGCCCCGCUCAUUUGCUGUGAGCAAUUUUGGUACCCAGAGGGUGAGUGGGAGGCCAAGCUGUGGGGCUGUGGGCUGGAGUCACGGAGACUGGGUGGACGGGGGAGAAUACAGAGGGUCCAGAUGGCAAGGGACGUGAGUGAAAGUGGGAGGCCGGGCAUCCAUGAGGGUGAAGCGAGUACUGGGCAGUGACUGCAGGUGUAGGUGCGCCAGGAAGAGGCAACCACAGCUUCCAGGGGGAAGGGUUCAGAGAAGAAAGGUUGGGGCAAGAAGGGGAGCAAGGUUCCAGAAAGGCAGGGUCAAGGAAAGGCAGUGCUCUUAAGGGGGACAGGCAGGGCUCAGCAAGGAGGAAGUGGAGGAGAGAGAGAGGGCUGGUGGAGAGUCCCACUCGGACUCCAGACACAACAGUAAUACAGAAAAGGUAACACUAAAACACAAAACACACUGCCUGACCCGAACACAAGAUGAAUGUUUCUAUGGACUAGCAAUGGGGCAAAAAUGCAAAGUGGGGAGCAGGGCUGAAGCCAAAAGCUUGUCAGGCUCCAGUCCAGAAAGAGAGUAGCUGCAGGCUGUCAGGUCCUGUGGAGUAGAGGGGACUGCAAGCACUGUGCCCAAGACCAGAACCACAGCCAGGCUUGCCGUGUGAAGGGAGCUGGGCUGGAGCUUCUGCACCCCAGCCAGAUGUGGGAUUUAUUACAAUGAAAACCCAGGAAGAAGGCAGGAGGACUUAGAUUUCCCUCGCAACCUGUAACUGACACAAUCGUGUUGACUCUCCUGGCCUGCUCUGAUAUUCCCGGAUGGCCUCAUGUCGGCAGACCUGGUUCUAGAAAAGGGCCCAGAGGGGAAGGAAGUUGGGAAGAGCCAAACGUUAAAUCCAUCUGUGGAUCGUGGAAAGAAGAAAUCUAAAGAUAAAGACUAUAAACAAUAUAAAAACAAAUAGACCUAGAUAAAAUUAAUUUUAUGGAUUAGCCUGAUAAAAGACUAAGUAUUUUCUUAAUUAUUCUCAGAGAAGAGAAUACAUUCCAGUAAAAAAAGCAAGAAAUGAUGAAGUAAAUUUAGACAAAAGGAGUUGGGUGCUGAAUCACUGGUAACUUGUAACUGGCCGUACUGGGAGUGUGUAUACAGAGAUCCACAAACCCUGAAAUCAGAGGGUUUUUGUUUGUUUUCAGAGAGCAUUUACUAGCAAAUCACUGGGCAGAAGUAAAACAAGAUUAGAAAUUGUAGAAAUGAGAAAGGUAGCCAUUGAAA
This is a messenger RNA of Manis pentadactyla (Chinese pangolin), 4745 nucleotides long. RefSeq names its product ATP-dependent RNA helicase DDX19A. Gene Ontology annotation, molecular function: RNA helicase activity; ATP binding; RNA binding. The record is from RefSeq and is a predicted model, not a curated record. The coding region runs from base 98 to 1534 and encodes 478 amino acids. Lineage: Eukaryota; Metazoa; Chordata; Mammalia; Pholidota; Manidae. The transcript has 12 exons. Gene Ontology annotation, cellular component: nucleus; cytoplasmic stress granule. Gene Ontology annotation, biological process: poly(A)+ mRNA export from nucleus.